Messenger RNA from Gambusia affinis (western mosquitofish), 3085 nucleotides. It is a transcript of the gene tlx1, whose product is annotated as T cell leukemia homeobox 1. Gene Ontology annotation, molecular function: RNA polymerase II cis-regulatory region sequence-specific DNA binding; DNA-binding transcription factor activity, RNA polymerase II-specific. The transcript has 3 exons. Gene Ontology annotation, cellular component: nucleus. The record is from RefSeq and is a predicted model, not a curated record. The coding region runs from base 74 to 1078 and encodes 334 amino acids. Gene Ontology annotation, biological process: animal organ development; regulation of transcription by RNA polymerase II. NCBI's taxonomy places the organism in Eukaryota, Metazoa, Chordata, Actinopteri, Cyprinodontiformes, Poeciliidae.
CAGAUAACGAGCAGCAGGUCCAGCGAGAAGCAGCGCGUGGGUCACGGGAGCCGAGGGGAGCGCAUCAAGCGCCAUGGAUCACAUCGGGAUCCUGGGGGCGCAUCUGCAGCAGCACGGGCACGUGGAGCCCAUCAGCUUCGGCAUCGACCAGAUCCUGAGCAACGUGGAGCAGAGCUGCAUGCUGGGCUCGAGGAUGCCGGAGCCGGACUACGGUCACUCAGCGUACAACGGCGGCGCCGGGGGAGUGGGAGGCUUCGCGUGCGGCGGCGGCGGCGGAUACAACAGUACCGCCGGCGGCUCGUGUGGGAUGACGUCUCUCGGGGGAGCUUAUCACAUGAACAUGAGCGUGAACAUGAACGGGACUAACAUAAACUCUUCCGGGGUCAUCCGCGUCCCCGCGCACCGGCCUCCUCUCAGCUGCGGCGGAAGCUCCGCGGUGCCGCCUCCCGCUAGCGGCGGCGUCGGCGGCAACCUGAGUGCGCUCACCUUCCCGUGGAUGGAGAGCAACCGGCGCUACACCAAAGACAGGUUCACAGCCGCUUCUCUCCGCUCACUGUCUUCUUCCUGUCUUUCACCCUGCGUGUCCCGCUCUGCUCUCCUGUCCCUUCCUGACCACCGUCCCCGUGAAGUCUCUCUCUCACCCCUCACUGUCACGCGCCGUGUAGGUCACCCGUACCAGAAUCGCACUCCGCCGAAGAAGAAGAAGCCGCGGACGUCGUUCAGCCGGCUGCAGAUCUGCGAGCUCGAGAAGCGCUUCCACCGGCAGAAGUACCUGGCGUCUGCCGAGCGCGCCGCGCUGGCCAAGGCCCUGAAGAUGACCGACGCUCAGGUCAAAACCUGGUUCCAGAACAGACGCACCAAGUGGAGACGGCAGACGGCGGAGGAGCGGGAAGCGGAGCGGCAGCAAGCCAACCGUAUCCUCAUGCAGCUGCAACAGGAGGCCUUUCAGAAGACCAUCAACCAGCCGGCAGCCCCCGACCCACUGUGCCUGCAGAACAGCUCCCUGUACGCCCUGCAGAACCUCCAGCCGUGGAGUGAGAACACGGCAAAGAUCAGCAGUGUGUCAGCCUGUGAGUGAACCUCUAGCUCUUCGUCUCUCCUUCGGGAUCCAGUGACUGCUGCGGUGUGGAGGAGCGACCCGACGCCUGCUGAGAACAUCAUGCCGUUGGACGUCCUGCCGUUGGACAUCCUGCUGUUGGACGUCCUGCCGUUGGACAUCCUGCCGUUGGACGUCCUGCCGUUGGACUCUAGUUCAUGGCCUUUGCUCUUUCUGUCUCACAGACACCGGUGCUGUUUGUUGAUGGGCUCUCCCUGCACUUCUCCCAUCAAAUGGGGCCCACACGACGACAUGUUGUGUUAUUAUUAUUGCUAUUAAUAUUCUUUACAUGAGGGACUUUUAAAAAAGAUAUUUUUAUAAAAGUUUAUACGACUGACUGAAUAGGGCUUUGUCUUAGAGCGACAUGCUUAUUUAUCGGCCUUCUUUAAUCGACUUUUUAAUCGACUGCAGAAUAACAAAGCACUUGUUUCAACAAUCUUUUAGAAAGAAAGGGAUGUAAUGCGAUCAAUGGAGAUUCUCAAUCUUGUUAACCGCGCGUUUAAUUUACCUUCGAAUCAACAGCUGCAACCUGGAAAUGAUGUUGUGUUAACCUGUUGAAACAAAACUGUUGAACCUGUUCCAUCAAAGUCUUCGCUUACGGUUGUGCUGUGUGACCCGGUGGGUGGCUGAUGACUCUUAGCAAUAAAAACUAACAGUAAUAAGUUCCUCAGCACGUACAGACAGGCAUUGCAGCUACCACUAGUUUUUACGCGUGCAGCAGCCAUGUUGGAUUUAUGGGUCGGUGUCCCAUAAAUCCAUUCUUAAAUUCUUAGUUUUUCUCUCUUUUUCUUUUUUUUUCUGUGUUGGAAUGUUUGAAUUCUUUGUCAGAAAAAUCAGCUGAAAAAUUGAACAAAUCAAAUAUUUUUGAUUUGGAAAAUUGGAGGUUUCCAUCAACCUCCCACUGACCGCCAUCUAAAAAUCCAAUAUGUUUCAAUAUGGGUGCUGUGCUCAUACAACACAGUGAUAGAUGCAGAAAGAAGCUGUUUAUUUGUGUUUAUAUCGCUAAAUCAGUCCCCUUUCAGGAUAUAGCACAGCCCUUAUAUAGCACAGUGGACCCUUUGUGUUUGUGGGAGUUUGGGAUCGCAACCUCCUCCUAACAGCUGAAAUCCACUAAUACUUGAGACUGUUUAUUUUAAUAAUUGCAACACCAAUUAUAUCUCAUUAAUGUGCACAACACAAACCAUUUUAGCAGACAGUAACAUCUGCAGCCUUCCUUUUCUCUGCUGUUGAGGGUCAGUCCCAGCAAAAGUAAAUGCCACUCCUGGAUUGGCUGUUUUGCAAAUGCCAGCCAAUAGCAUGUCAAGUAGAAAUGGGCAUAGCCAUUUCAGCUUCCCAAAGAUGCAUUUUUUCUCUGUGUUGUAUAUCGAAUGUUUUCGAUAUGCUGCAAUGGACUGGCGAUCUGUCCAGGGUGAACCCAGCCUCUCACCCGCUGACUGCUGGACAUAGGCACCAGCACCCCUGGCAACCUCCAUUAGGGAUAAGAAUGUAAGGUAAUGGAUGGAUGUUAGAUAUGUUCUACAAAAUAAUUUUUCAAUAAUUAUCUGGAGUUACAUUCCACAGAACAAUUCACAAAUAAUGAACCACAAAUAGGCAGGGUUCCACUGUAUGCUACUGCUGUGGUUCAGUUUAGUGAAAGUGUAGAAAUAGAUAAUCGGUAGUUUGUAUUGCUAACAGAAGUUAGCUUGGUCACCCAGCACAACAAGCAGCGAAUCGCUGACCUUCAACUGGAGCACACCUAUGCAGGAUAUGACCUCAUUCACUGAUAAGAGUUUCAACUUCCAUGGUAACCGCAACGCCAUCAGGAAGUGCUGAGAUGUACACAUCAAAAUGACCAGCUUCAGUGGUCACUCUAACUGAUAUCUCCAGACUGGAUCAUGGACCAAACGUCCCAGUACAAGUAAGACACACCAUAAAAAACACAACAUAAAUGGUGAAAUGUAAUAUAUUGCACUUUGUCUAAAUGAUGUAUUUAAAUGCAAAUUACCACAA